Molecule: messenger RNA, 2055 nt
Organism: Cyprinodon tularosa
Lineage: Eukaryota; Metazoa; Chordata; Actinopteri; Cyprinodontiformes; Cyprinodontidae
Product: zinc finger BED domain-containing protein 4-like
Exons: 3
Coding region: 42-1853 (603 amino acids)
Molecular function (GO): protein dimerization activity
Source: RefSeq, a predicted model, not a curated record
CGAAAUGCUUGAUAUUAGUCGAAGGGAAGGAAUGUGGCCAAAUGAUUGCAGGGAAAAACACAACAAACCUGAAGCGACACAUCGCAGUUCAACACAAAGACAUUACGAUUGAAGAUACACCACCACCAACAACCACCCAGCCAUCCAGAAACAAUGACAGGCCAGCUAUACAAGCUUCCUUACUUUCCCACACAAAGUACAAAGCUGACUCUCAGGACCAACAUUUAAAAGAGGAAGCCAUAGCUCUGUGGAUAGGCCGAACAGGCCUCCCUUCACGGACUGUGGAAAGUGAGGAUUUUGUCAAGAUGAUGGAUCAGAUUGAUAAAAGGCUCACUGUUCCAAAAAAAGCUAAAAUUGAAAACAUUGUGGACAAAAUAUACCUGUCAGAAAAGGACAAAUUCAAACAAAUACUGUCUGUGGCACGCAGAAUAAGCAUUGGUUUAGAUAUUUGGACCAAAAAGGGUCUCACAGCUUCCUACCUUGCAAUUAGCGCUUGUUAUUUUAACUCAGACGACAAUAAGGCAGAACACAUACUCCUCAGCCUAAAGCAAAUGGCUCACCCACACACUGCUCAUGCUAUCGCGACUCUUGUGGAGGAGUGCACAACAGAAUGGGGAAUCCCAAAAGAAAAGGUCCUCACUAUCAUCACAGAUAAUGGGAGCAACAUGGUUGCUGCUUUUCUUCGCAACAAUGAGAAGGACAACGAAUCCAGCUUUGAGGACAGUCCCCAGGAUAGUGAUGAAGAGGCAGAGGACCUUGAUGUUGAUGAAAGCAUUGAAAGGUAUGGAACAUGGAAGAGGACACCCUGUGUGGUCCAUACCCUUCAGCUUGUCGUCAACAUGAUCCAGAAGGAGCCUGCAAUAAAGAAACUGCUGGACAAACUCAGGCACCUGGUGAGGCUAUUCCGCAAGUCAUCUGUUGCCAUAGAGCGGUUACUGGGAAAGUGUGGACUCACCCUCACCAGUGACUGUCCAACCAGAUGGUCCAGUACCUAUUCAAUGCUGUCUCGUGCUCUUGAAGUGAAGGACCAUGUUGCAUCGGUAGCUGAGAGCAUGAACUGGGACAGCCUGCAACCCAGUGAGUGGCAAAAGCUGGCAAUCCUGAAAGACUUGCUGCUUCCAUUUGCAGAACACACAAAGGUACUUGAAAGCGACACCAAUUCCCUAUCCUUCGUUGUGCCUGCAUUGUUGGACUUGAGAGGUCACCUCUCCGAGUUCUCCCGAUGCCAGAGCUACAAGGAUGCAGCUACACUAGCACAGAAGAUGAAUGCAAAUAUGGAGCUACGCUUUGGCCUUUUCCUUGAUGUCACAGAUAACAGGUUCUCUCCUCUUGCUGCAGCUGCAUGUUUAGUUGACCCCAGGGUGUCAGCAGAUGUCCUCGUUCAGAAUGAGAACGAGGAAAUUCAGGAUCUUCUGAAAAAAGCUGAAGACUACAUCAUUCACAGUGUGACGCCAAGAAUCCGUGAGGAGGAGACUGAUAGAGAGGAAAAUGGGCAGACAGAGACCACAGAGACAGCCCCUUUGACAAAGCGGCCUAGAUUUAGAUUUUUCAGUCCCAGUCAUCCAGCAAGGCCCAGGACCCCCAGGGCCUCUAUCAGGCAGGAGAUUCAGAAAUACAAAGACAUGUUGUCCGAAGCUGCUGACGCUCAGGAAGGGAUGGAGUUUUGGUCUUCUCAGAAUGACACUGUGUUUGAGCUUCUGAAACCUUUGGCCUUGGACCUUCUGGCAAUGCCAGCGUCACGAGCCUUUGCUGAGCGCGUCUUCAGUGUAACUGGUGACCUCUCAACUGGCCGUCGCAACAGAGCAAGAACCACAUUGGAAAGAAGUGCUUUUCUCAAGCUAAAUAAGGUCUAAAUAUACCGUGUGUGAUGGCAAUCAGGAACGGUUGUAUAAUUAGUAUUCUAUAAUUUUUCAGGUUCCUUCAACAACACCAAACACUGUUUACAAGAGCAGCUUUAGAGAGCAGUGUUAGAGCAGCAUUAUACUAAUGUGAGCAACUUCUGCAUGUUGUAACUACAUGUGAAGAGACAAUGUGAGACAGACAAACCGAGAGACA